AGGCUGCGGUCAGUGGGUUGACGGGUGGGUACACUGGGCUUGGGGAUGUCCCAGCCUUGGUGGUGGGGACAUUCACGACCGGGGGGGUCAGGGUAUGGUCACCCCGGAGGGGGGUCAAGGGAAGGAUGGGGCACAGGUCCCAGGCUCACCAUGUGGAUGGUGAAUGUUGGUCUCGGAGCUGGCAGGGAGCUGCAUGCCAGGCACCUGCGGCCCCACGGGCCCCCCUGCUCCCCAGGGACCUUAGGGGAAGAUGCACAGCAUCAGGCUGAGCUGAGGGAUGCCAGAUGCACGGAACAGGGCCAAGCCACCACCCUGCUCCUUGUGCUUGCUGAGCCAAACACCUCAGCAGCGCAGGAGGGUGCUGCUGAGGGUGGGCAGCCCGGGGGGCUGAGGGCUGGUCUCCCGCCCUCUCCCUGCAAAGGAGCAACCCAGCCCAGCAGCCCUGCACCCCAUCUUGUCUUGCCGCUGGCCAGGCUCCCCAGCUCCCCAGCAGGGUCAGCAUUGCAGCUCCUGCACCCUCAGGGCCAGCAGCUGAAAAUAGCUAUGUGGAGGCGGGGGUGCUGGUGGGGUGGCAGCCAGGGCCCCUGCUUGCCCAGCAGGCGGCAGGCAGUGGGUGCUGCUCCGAGGGGGCUCAGGACACGAGGACACCAGCUUGCUGCGGACAAGGAUAGAGCUGAGGACAUUUUCUGCCUUAAAGAAAGGCAGAGAGGAAAUAUGACAAGGCAAGGGCUGAGUGGCAGCAUGCUUGCAACAUCUCCCUACAUCCACUGAAGAGAACGGAGAGCAGCACAGAGAUGAUGCUGUUGAGGGGAGAUGCUCAGGGAUGAUGCUGGCCAGGGAAGAUGCUCAGCCAAAGCCUGGCCUCUCCCCAUGGCAUGCCUGGGGCUGAUGCAUCCCCAUGUUUGGUGUCACCCUAAGACUGCCUCUCUCUUCCGUCCAGGCAGGCUUCACCCCCCUCCCACAGAGCUGCCCCAGGAGCACGGCAGCAAGUGAUGACCAUCAUGAGACCGGGCCCUGAAGCCGAGCCCCAGCUGGACCUGGGCAAGAAGGUGAGCACAUCGCAGGACCUGAUGAUUGAGGAGCUCUCCCUGCGGAACAACCGUGGCUCCCAGCUCUUCCAGCAGCGCCAGAGGCGGAUGCAGCGCUUCAUCAUCGAGCACCCCAGCAACUACAGGGAGCUCCCAGGGCCGGGAGCGGGUGGCUCAUACCGCACCAAGAAAGGUGACGUGGACGGAACUGCAAAUGAGUGGAUGGCAGGGGAGGAUGCUGGGGACCAGCAGAAUUAUCACUCUGAGCUCCACGUGGCAGCAUCACCCCAGGGCAGCCCCCCUGAAGUGCCCAAGAAGACAGAGAAAGUCUUGCAGAUGAGCAAAGUCCUCAACCCUGACGCUCUGGCCCCAGGGUACUCGAGCCCCCUCAAAGAAGUUCCCCCAGAGAAGUUCAACAUCACCGCCAUCCCCAAGGGCUACCGCUCCCCGUGGCAUGAGCUCCUCGGUGACAAGGACAAUGCUGUGCACAGUGAGAACCAGCUGCCCAUGAGACCCUCUCCAUGGGACUUCAGGAGCUUCAACAGGAAUCCCACCCCAUUUGACAGAGCACUGGUCAGCGACCUGUUCUCCAUGCCUGCCACAGAGCUGGAUAACCUGAGCGCUCUGGAGGUGAUCUCCCACAGACGCAACUUCAACAGAGUGCCACAGGGCUGGGCACGGAUUCUGCCAGAAAGUGAUGAGCUGUAGUACAUGUCUCCCUUCCCCAUCGCCACGGAUGCUUUUCUCGCUAGACUCAAACAUACUUCGCACGGUAGGGGAGAGGGGAGUAAGUAUUCUCUGUGAAAGCUAAGCUAGUGGUCUCGGGUUGUCAUCUUCAACAGGAUUUGAAGAAGCUCAAGUCUGGGACCAUUUUGAAUUCCCCUCAUACCAGCCACUGUCACAAGGGCAUUUAGUGCUAAGCUAACCAGCCAAGUUCUCAUCGUUAACACAGGCAGAUCCCUGUAAGCUCCCGUACAAAACAUCCCAUACAGCCUGUCCUCUUCCCGGCCUCAUGGAAAAUGGCAGGACCACCAGCUGUACCACACUAAGCUGUCUCACUGCUUUUUCACUGACACACAAGACCUGCUCCAACAGCUGAGGCCUUUGCAAGGAAAUUCCAUCUUCAGGGCAACUCUACAUCAGUCAUUCCAGUCAGGACAGCGAGAGGAGGUGAUAAUUGAAGAGCAGCAACAGAACAAGUUACCAGAGGCAUUGGCACAUUAAAAAGCAGUUACCUUGGGCUUGGCUGGACAACAGAAACUAAUGAGGAGCUGGGAAUCUGCCCGUUUACCAACACAACACAACCAUACAGGAGAGGAACACUGGGAGUUGAAACUUGUGCUCUGUUUUCCACAAGCUAGUGGCUAGCACUUGGCAGCUGAUAUUUUCCCCUUCCUACUGUUAUUUGCAUGCCUUGCUUAAAGAUCUAAGUUUUUUGACUGACUUAAGCCAGAUUUGCUUCAUAUAGUUGGUCAUCAAGGAUCAGGCUCUGUCUGAACCUGCUGCACUGCAGAAUUGCACCAGUCUGAAGAUAUUGCCAGGGUAUUCUGGUAACUUCAGCAUCAGCGGGAAGGAAAAGCAGUGCAGCCGUGACUCCAGAGCAAGCACGGGCUUCCCCAUCAACGUGAAAAUCAGACCUGAGGAUUCACCUACACAAACGUUUUCAGCAGUGACACACAGUGGGACGCGCAGCUAACAGUCUAUAGGACAGUUGUCAGAACAUCUAGCAAACCCAGCUAACAAAAAUCUCUACCGUAACAGAGGCUUUCUACAACGGCUUUUGUCAGGUUCUUAAUGUUACCCUAAUUUAAUCUUGCAAAAGCAGGAGCAUCAGCAUAA
Falco peregrinus (peregrine falcon) is the source of this 2867-nucleotide messenger RNA. RefSeq names its product myozenin 3 (gene MYOZ3). NCBI's taxonomy places the organism in Eukaryota, Metazoa, Chordata, Aves, Falconiformes, Falconidae. The record is from RefSeq and is a predicted model, not a curated record. Bases 993 to 1736 code for a protein of 247 amino acids. Gene Ontology annotation, cellular component: actin cytoskeleton; Z disc. Gene Ontology annotation, molecular function: actin binding; telethonin binding; FATZ binding. The transcript is spliced from 6 exons.